Arabis nemorensis is the source of this 426-nucleotide messenger RNA. The record is from the annotation of a GenBank genome assembly. NCBI's taxonomy places the organism in Eukaryota, Viridiplantae, Streptophyta, Magnoliopsida, Brassicales, Brassicaceae.
AUGAAUGAUAGCAAGAGUCUGUCUCCGUUUCUUUUGGGUCUGCAUCUGAUUAAUGGUUCUGGGUCGAUUCCUUUCGAUGCCGUUGUUAGCCUAGGUUCCGAAAUUUUCGAGGAGACAAACCUAAUCGGAGAGGGCCCUUGUCCAUGCCUUGAGCUAUGGUAUCUGUGGCUCCGCAAACUCUCCAACAUUGAACCUGAUUCUCGCCACUGCACUAUUGACCAGAAGAGCGUGAAAGAGAUGGCCGGGAACAACAUUGAAAGGUCCAAUUGUUGUGAAGGAGUUAGUUAUUGGUCUGACACUCGGGCUAGCAGCUGGUGGGCUAUGGAAGAUGCAUCACUGGAACGAGCAGAGGAAAACAAGAGCAUUUUACGAUUUGCUCGAGAAAGGCGAGAUCGGUGUUGUUGUUGCAGAGGAGUAGUAACAUAG